AUGUCGUUUCAACUACAGCCACCCUACCUUUUUCGGAUCGACGAGAUCGCCGAGACUUCUACUACUGUGCCUCGUCAACGUCCCGACGGUCACUGGGAGCCUUCUACGAAUGCGGGCGCAAAUGUUAGGAGAGGCGGAGGCGUCUCUGGAGUAUGGUGGUACUGUAACAAACAAUACUUCCAGGCGGUGGAGCUGGAUGAUGGGCCCCCUAUUGGCAGCUCUCUGUAUAAGACAUACUCCGUGUAUUACAGCGAUGGAUGCGGUAUCUGGGUUAUGGACGCGGACGCCACCACUUUGACGAACGGGGAUUGGCAUAGCUGGCAUACGCUCACAUUCGACCACUACGACGACUACUCUUCCUACCUCACGAAUGCCGGGGAGCAUCACACACUGUGCAUUCAGCGUAGUGGCCAACGGUGGCCGACUCUGUUGCUUCCGGACAUCUACCACACAGGCCGCCGAAUAACAUCAGCGUCGCAAUAUGGCGGCCUUAUCGGGGAGCUUCCCAUCCUCUUGGGCCUCAUUGCGCUGUCGACUCCCCGCGCAUGGCUUCCAAAUGUGCUUCCAACGAUGUUUAUGGGGGGAAAAUGGCAGAUUCAUCAAUAUUCACAACCUCGUGAGCAUCAACGAGGCAUCGUCGUUUACGUCUACACGGCCCCUUCGACAUGGGCAGACGGCUCGAAUGCGGAUGACUUGAGAAACUAUGAAGAGGGUCGUUGGGGAAAAUACUAUCACUGA
This is a messenger RNA of Trematosphaeria pertusa, 738 nucleotides long. RefSeq lists its product as uncharacterized. Lineage: Eukaryota; Fungi; Ascomycota; Dothideomycetes; Pleosporales; Trematosphaeriaceae. The record is from RefSeq and is a predicted model, not a curated record. Bases 1 to 738 code for a protein of 245 amino acids. The transcript has 3 exons.